GAGAAAACCAAUUAAAACGUGGGUAAUUAAACUCAAUCGUAUGUAUAUAGGAUUCUCACACAAAGAACCAACUCGACAUGAAUUCAAGUCGUUGCUGGGAUGCAGGAGAGAGGAGAUCACUCUCCUUUUAUUUCUUCACUUUCGUUAUUAACUCUUCAUGUCAAGAAGAAACAUGGGGAGCAAAAAAAGAGACUAUACCAAAGAUUGUGAGUUUUUCCUCUCUUUCUCAGUAUAUAUAUUACACGCAGAUUUUGUCUACAAGAAAGAAGAGAAGGAAUAGAUCUAGAGAACUAAAGAAGGAGAUGAAGAUGGAGGAGAUAAAGAAAAGGUUAAGGAGAUCAAAUGUAUUGAUAGGAAUGUUAACAGUUCAAGCGAUAGCAACUGGAUUACAACUUCUUUCAAAGGUGAUAUUAAGUAAAGGGACCUUUGUUUUCGCACUCAUGGCUUACCGUCAUGUCGUCGCCACUCUUUGUAUCGCUCCUUUUGCUUUUAUUUGGGAAAGAGAGAGCCUAAAGAAAGUGACAUGGGCCGUUUUUUUCUGGCUUUUCAUGAUCGCAUUAACCGGGAUCAUUAUGGCUAUGGGACUUUUCUAUUAUGGCCUCCGAGACACGACUGCGACAUAUGCUACUAACUUCCUCAAUCUAAUUCCAAUAGUAACCUUUAUCUUCUCAACUGUAUUACGUGUUGAAAAGCUAAGACUGAAGACUAAGGCUGGUAAAGUUAAACUUAUAGCUGCAAUGUUGUGCUUGGCCGGAGCACUGACUAUUACACUCUACAAAGGCAAAGUGUUCCAUUUCAGUCAUCACAACAAGCAUGAAAAUAGUUCCAAGGAUCAUACGAAUAUAGUUCGUGGAACUAUUUUCUUGAUUUGUAGUUGCAUGUCUUAUGGUUGUUGGUUCCUAAUACAGGCCAAGGUGUCCAAAGUGUUCCCGUACAAAUAUUCUUCAACAUUUAUUAUAUGCGUAAUAGCAACGAUCCAAAGCGUGGUAGUUGGAUUAUGCAUAGAUAGAAGAAAGGUCUCUUGGAAGCUGGGAUUGAAUUUGCAGCUAAUCACUAUCUUUUACUCGGGAGCGUUAGCAACGGCAGCAACAUUUUGCCUGAUAUCAUGGGCAGUUGCAAGAAGAGGACCAACGUACCCCUCUAUGUUCAAUCCUCUGUCUUUGAUUUUUAUAGCUAUCGCAGAAGCUGCCUUUCUUGGUGAAGAGAUCAGUAUCGGAAGCUUGAUUGGCAUGUUUCUGAUCAUAGUGGGAUUGUACUCGUUCUUGCGGGCAAAGAGCAAAGAGCUCCCAGUACGAAUUGAAUCGGAUGUAGGAGAUGCUGAAGCACAAACGCCUCAAAAUGAAGGAAUGCAUUCCAUAAACAUGGAAAUUCCAAUUUUAGCACGUGAAAGUGCUAGAUUUCAAUCAAUAGCAGUACAAGUUCCUACUCCUAUUCAAACACAAGAAGAAAAGGAAUCCAAUGUGUCCAGCAAGAUAAACAAAUUAACAGAAUAAAGUUUUGGUGAUGAAUGAUUUAAUAGGAGUUGCUUUCAACGACAUUUGGAGGGACCAGUUUUGCCACGGAAUUAGCCUUAGCUCACUCUUUGUCCCUUCGAUAAUUCAAGAGCCUCUAACGCUCAGGUGUUGUAUACUGAUGAAUUAAAGCCAAUAUUCAAUCUCUAGUCUCAACUUGAUUCAGACUUGCGUCCUAGUGAUGUAACAUAUCAAACUCCUUUUAUUUAAUUUGUUGUAAUAAAAUUUUGUCAGACAACAUUGCUAUUGGCAUUGGUUGAUUAAUUAGUUAAAUAAACAUAUCAUCUAAUCACA
This is a messenger RNA of Nicotiana tabacum (common tobacco), 1805 nucleotides long. RefSeq names its product WAT1-related protein At5g64700-like. NCBI's taxonomy places the organism in Eukaryota, Viridiplantae, Streptophyta, Magnoliopsida, Solanales, Solanaceae. Gene Ontology annotation, molecular function: transmembrane transporter activity. Gene Ontology annotation, cellular component: membrane. The record is from RefSeq and is a predicted model, not a curated record.